AUGUAUCGGAAUCGCAACGACCCGCGCCUUCGGCGCACGCUGGACGAGCUUUCUCACAACAUCGAGUCCGCAAACGAGGCUGCCCAGGAAGGCAUCUACGCCUUUUCGCACAACUACAUCAACCCUUGCGUCGCGUCGGUAAGCCAGUGCUUCGAGGCAUGCGCCGCUCCCUGCUUUGGCUCUCGCGAGGAUCGCCUGCUCCGCCGGCGAAGGGGACGGGGCCGCGCCCGCGCAGAACACUACUUUGACUUCUACGAUGACUGGGAAGAGGAGGAGAACGACGGCCCGUUUGCAUGGGGCAACAGCGAAUUCGACCGUCUCUUGGCUGGCCAGGGCUCCUCGACCCAGCCGGGUCGCCAGCGUGCUAUGAGCUAUGGCGCACGCCGCGGCGAUGCGCGACAUCCCGCCGCCCGCCGAAAGAGUGUUGCCCCGCCGCACGACGGAAGCCCAGAUCCUACCAUAAUACCCACCAGUUCGUAUUUUGGCUUCUUGGGAAGGCUUCCGUUCAGACUUGGCGGUAAGGGUCUGCGCUAUAAACCUUCUGCUGCAGAUCUUCAAGACCAUCCCGGCGCGUCUCGGCGAUCGCUGGAGGAGCAUGAUCCAUUGAUCGAAGAAGCGGAGGAGUUCCCUGCGUUUUUGGCCCACCGGAGAAACAGAAGUGGGACAAACGAGUCAGGCGUGACAUCCGACUCGUUAAGUUCCCGAGGAGAUAUCUUGCCUAGCGAGGAUGAGCUGGACGAUGCCGUGCCGUUAGAUGAUGAGUUUGCCAUGGCGCUCGAGCGCCGCAACACUGCUACUUUUUUGGAUGAUACAAGCAGUGGCAAGACGCCCAAUUCAAGACGCCCUCGCGGCUCCCGGACGUCCACGAGGACUGUGUCAACGAAGGGCACCCGGGACUCAAGAAGACGCUCAGCCGCGACCUCUCCUUCUGUUGACAAACGCUCCGAAGCCGGCAUCCAGGAGGUUCCAACUUUAUCCGAGCUCAAGUUUGAGGAAGUGAGGAUACAGGAAGAGGAGGAGGAAAGCAUUGAGAGGAGGCGAGAUGCUGCUCGGGCGCUUGCUCUGAGGAGAGGCCUUAAAAUUGAAGAAGAUAUGACUAUGCCGUCCGAGACGAAGUCCCCAGUCGGAUCCCCAAAGCGAAAGGCAGCCAUGUCGGAGAUAAGGAGUGCCCCCAGUUCACCGCCCAGGAGUCCACGUCUUGGCGGCACCAUUCCGUUCCCAAGCUUUGAUAGUCAUCCAACAUCGCUUUCGACGUCGCCCACAUCACAUCCCCAUGGCUUCGGAGGCUCGUUCCCUACAAGGCCGACCAAGGAAGAUAACGAAGGUCACAACGUUGACUAUGUUUUCUGGUGA
This is a messenger RNA of Diplodia corticola, 1353 nucleotides long. RefSeq lists its product as uncharacterized. Bases 1 to 1353 code for a protein of 450 amino acids. NCBI's taxonomy places the organism in Eukaryota, Fungi, Ascomycota, Dothideomycetes, Botryosphaeriales, Botryosphaeriaceae. The transcript has 3 exons. The record is from RefSeq and is a predicted model, not a curated record.